Molecule: messenger RNA, 4243 nt
Organism: Castor canadensis (American beaver)
Lineage: Eukaryota; Metazoa; Chordata; Mammalia; Rodentia; Castoridae
Gene: Tti1
Product: TELO2 interacting protein 1
Cellular component (GO): cytoplasm
Source: RefSeq, a predicted model, not a curated record
CGGAGGCGGGAGAGUAAGGGAAAAGCUGGAAGACGAGGAUGUUUCCUUGGUAAGAGAAAGGAUUUUUGCACAAUGGCAGUUUUUGAUACUCCUGAGGAGGCCUUUGGUGUCUUACGUCCAGUCUGUGUUCAGCUCACAAAGACCCAAACAGUGGAGAACGUGGAACAUCUGCAAACACAGUUACAAGCUGUGAGUGACUCUGCCCUUCAGGAACUUCAGCAGUAUAUCCUCUUCCCCUUGCGAUUUACCCUAAAGACUCCAGGCCCUAAAAGAGAGUGUUUGAUCCAAAGCGUGGUAGAGUGUCUCACGUUCAUCCUGUCUUCAACAUGUGUGAAGGAGCAAGAGCUUCUUCAGGAACUCUUCUCAGAACUCUCUGCCUGUCUGUAUUCGCCCAACGCCAAAAAACCUGCAGCUGUGUCUGAGGAGUUAAAAUUGGCUGUGAUCCAGGGACUUAACACCUUAAUGCACUCAGCUUAUGGGGACAUCAUUCUGACCUUUUAUGAGCCCUCCAUUCUGCCUCGUUUAGGAUUUGCGGUAUCUUUACUGUUAGGCUUGGCAGAACAGGAAAAAUCAAAGCAAAUUAAACUUGCUGCCCUACAGUGUUUACAGGUUCUACUCUUUCAAUGUGAUUGUCAAGACCAUCCAAGGUCCUUAGAUGAGCCUGAACAACAGCAGCUGGGGGAUUUGUUUGCUUCUUUUUUACCUGGAAUCUCAACUGCACUGACAAGGGUUAUCACAGGAGAUUUUAAACAAGGUCACAAUGUUGUCAUAUCUUCCCUAAAGAUCUUUUACAAGACAGUGAGCUUCAUUAUGGCUGAUGAACAGCUCAGGAGAAUCUCAAAGGUCCAAGCAAAGCCUGAGGUUAAGCAUAGAGUUGCAGAGCUAAUGGUUCACAGGGAAGCAGAUUGGGUAAAAAAUACCAGCGAUAAGUUGGCGAUCCUUAUUAGAAAGAUAAUAGAGUGUGUUUCAGUUCACCCACAUUGGAAGGUGAGACUGGAACUAGUAGAACUUGUGGAGACCCUUCUUUUGAAGUGCAGUCAGUCCCUGGUUGAAUCUGCUGGUCCCCUACUGAAGGCUUUGGUAGGCCUAGCAAAUGAUGAGAGCCCUGAAGUGAAGGCCCAAUGCAAUAAGGUCCUAAGACACUUUGCAAAUCAGAAAGUAGUUGUGGGCAACAGAGCCUUUGCUGACAUCUUAUCAGAGAGCCUGCAUUCCCUUACCACAUCUCUUCCCCGCCUCAUGAACUCCCAAGAUGAUCAGGGCAGAUUUUCUACUCUGUCCUUGUUAGUCGGGUAUCUGAAACUCUUGGGCCCAAAAGUAAACUUUGUUCUCAACUCUGUGGCCCAUCUCCAACGCCUUUCCAGAGCACUCAUCCAAGUUCUAGAAUUAGAUGUGGCUGAUGUGAAAAUCGUGGAAGAGCGGCGCUGGAACUCUGAUGAGCUGAGUGCUUCUCCAAAGGCUUCAGCUACACGGCCGUGGAACCAAGUCCAGAGGAGAUACUUCCGCUUCUUCACCGAUGAGAGAGUUUUCCUGCUCUUGAGGCAGGUUUGCCAGCUCCUUGGUUAUUAUGGGAACCUUUAUUUGCUUGUGGAUCACUUUAUGGGACUGUACCAUGAAUCCAUGGUUUACCGGAAGCAGGCUGCCAUGAUCCUUAAUGAACUGAUUACAGGGGCUGCUGGGUUGGAGGUGGAAGAUCUUCAUGAGAAAUAUACUGAAAGAAGCCCAGAGGAACUGAGAGAGGUUGUGGCAUCUAUACUGGAAGAAUACACAAGCCAGGAAAACUGGUAUUUGGUUACCUGUAUUGAAGCUGAGGAGGGAGAAGAACUAAUGAUGAAGCAGUCAGGCCUCCAGGCCAUCACCUCUGCUACACAUACCUGCCAAGUUAUGUCUUUUCCAGCCUUCUCAAAGCCAAGUCCCACUAUUUGCUCAAUGAACAGCAACAUCUGGCAAAUAUGCAUCCAGUUGGAAGGGAUCGGCCAGUUUGCAUAUGCACUAGGAAAAGACUUUCGUUUGCUCUUGAUGUCAGCCCUCUAUCCAGUAUUGGAGAAAGCUGGAGACCAAACCCUGCUCAUUAGUCAGGUGGCUACCAGCACCAUGGUAGACUUUUGCCAUGCUUGUGGGUAUGACUCCCUGCAGCAACUCAUCAAUCAAAAUUCAGACUAUUUGGUGAAUGGCAUCUCUUUAAAUCUGCGUCAUCUAGCUCUGCACCCUCAUACCCCCAAGGUCUUAGAAGUCAUGCUGCGAAAUUCAGAUGCCAGCCUACUUCCUUUGGUGGCAGAUGUGAUUCAAGAUGUUUUGGCUACCCUGGACCAAUUUUAUGAUAAGAGAGCUGCUUCCUUUGUCAGUGUUCUGCAUGCCUUGUUGGCAGCAUUAGCCCAGUGGUUCCCAGACAUUGGGCAACUCCAAGAGCAAGGUUUAGAGAAAGAGGGAAUUCAUUCGCACCACACAUCAGCACUUCUUGAGACUAGUACUUCGGCUGAAGACAUUGAACGGUUCGUGCAGAGCUACCUCAGGGAGAAGGACAUCGCUGAAGGUAGCAUCUUGGAUUUCGACAAUGAAGAAGAGCUGUCAGUCCCUCUCAAAAUGGACGAGAAUGACGCCGGUCCAGAUGUGGAGCCACCAAUGCCAGUGCAGAUCCAAAUAGCCAAGGAUGUGAUGGAACGCUGCGUCCACUUGUUGUCAGAUAAAAAUCUGACAAUCCGCCUGAAGGUCUUAGAUGUGCUGGGCUUGUGUGUGGUGGUUCUACAGUCCCACAAGAACCAGCUUCUUCCCUUGGCUCAUCAGGCCUGGCCCUCACUCGUGCACCGACUCACAAAUGAUGACCCCCUGGCAGUGCUCAGAGCCUUCAAGGUUUUGCAGAUGCUGGGAGGCAAGUGUGGUGAUUUUCUACGGAGCCGGUUCUGCAAAGAUGUCCUGCCAAAACUGGCUGGCUCCUUAGCCACCCAGGCCCCUAUCAGCGCCAGGGCCGGACCAGUUUACUCACACACGCUGGCCUUCAAGUUGCAGCUGGCCGUCUUGCAGGGUCUGGGCCCCCUCUGUGAGAGCCUUGAUUUAGGUGAGGGUGACCUGAAUAAAGUGGCUGAUGCCUGCUUGAUUUACCUCAGCACCAAACAGCCCAUGAAAUUACAGGAGGCUGCCAGGAGUGUCUUCCUCCACUUGAUGAAAGUAGACCCGGAUGCCACCUGGCUCCUCCUGAACCAGCUAUAUUGCCCUCUGCAAUUCAUACCUCCCCACCCCAGCCUCCACCCCGUGCAGCUGCAGGGGGCCACUGUGCAGCAGAACCCCUACACCACCAAUGUACUCCGCCUGCUGCAGGAACUACAGUAUCCCUCGAAGGCAGGCUCUGCCACCUGGAAGGAGCCACCUCCCUUCCCUGCCAGCCAGAAGCUGGGCUGAGCCAGCUCUGCCAACACCAGGGCAGCAACGCAGAAAAGAUGGUGAAGGUGGAACAGACAGCCGAUCGAUGUGUAAAUUGAUCAGUCAGACAACUGCUUAGAAAUUGGAUUGAAGGAAAGUAGCUGACUGUUAUUUAUAUUUCACAUCUCGUGUUUUUAAAUGACAUUAUCUGGGGGCUCUGGGAGUUUAACUCAGUCUGUGUCACCACAGCCCCAUCUGCCCACCGACCACAUGCACACGUGCACACCUGAGUGCUUAAGGGUCAUGGGUGAACAAGGGCCGAGUUUAAGUGUCACACAUCUAAGAACCUUGAGAGGGCAGCCCUGCCAUCACACACACCCCCCUCUCAAUCAGAUGGAACUAAUUUGUUGUACCUAAAUUGUUCUUCCAAAGGAUAUGAAGUAAAGGCACCUCUUGGAUGAGAAGUAUGAUCAAGAGCUCACUCUGAAGUUUGUUAUUUAAAUUGGAUGAUUUUUUUUUAAAUGAGUUUAUGGGUAAUACAGAACCAUGGUAUAAAAUCCAAACAGUACAAAACAGAAAACAGUAAAAAAUAAGUCUCCCCACCUCAUUUCCAAGCCAUCUGGUUUCUCUUCCCAAAGGCAACCACUCAACAACUUUUUGGAUAUCUUUUAAGUAGGAAAUUGAUUUCUUAAUUUUUAGUAUGGCUAAUCACGGAAGGAAGCCCAUGUGAGGGGUGGGGAGUGUAGCUCAGAGGUAAAGUGUUUGCCUGGCGUGCUCCAGGACCUGGGUUCAGCAAUACACACAAAGUCCAUGCACCUGUGGUCAGUCUUGCUUCAUGCAUAGCCCUGCCCAUUUAGCCAGCCCCACAAUCCCCCAGGUUAACUUCAAG